AUUCAUACUCUUCAUAAAUAUUUUUUCACUGAGUUUUGUGGGGGUAAGCCCCAUUCUGAAGAAGUUGAUGAUUUUACUGUCUAAUUUUUUAUUUUUCCUUACAGAAUGAGUUCUGGGUGGGUUCCAUGGAUGGUGGCUCUGCUAGUGAAUGUAAUCAGACUGGAUUCCUCCAUGACUCAAGUCAGAAACUCUCCAGAAGAUUUUGUGAUUCAAGCAAAGGCUGACUGUUACUUCAUCAAUGGGACAGAGAAAGUGCAGUUUGUGGUGAGAUUUAUUUUUAACUUGGAAGAGUAUGCACGUUUCGACAGCCAUGUGGGAAUGUUUGUGGCAUUGACAGAGCUGGGGAAGCCUGACGCUGAGCUGUGGAACAGUCGGCCGGAUAUACUGGAGAGGAGUAGAGCUUCUGUGGAUGCCCUCUGCAGGCAUAACUACAAGCUAGGUGCACCCUUCACUGUGGGGAGAAAAGUACAACCAGAGGUGACAGUGUAUCCAGAGAGGACCCCGUCCCUGCAGCACCACAACCUGCUGCUCUGCUAUGUGACCGGUUUCUAUCCAGGGGACAUCAAGAUCAGGUGGUUCCGGAAUGGGCAGGAAGAGAGUGUCGGGGUCGUGUCCACUGGCCUUAUCAGGAAUGGAGACUGGACCUUCCAGACCAUGGUGAUGCUGGAAAUGACUUCUGAACUUGGAGAUGUCUACACCUGCCUUGUUAAUCAUCCCAGCCUGCUGAGCCCUGUUGCUGUGGAGUGGAGAGCUCAGUCUGCAUAUUCUUGGAGAAAGAUGCUAAGUGGAAUUGCAGCCUUCCUGCUUGGGCUGAUCUUCUUUCUGGUGGGGACUGUCAUCUGCCUCAGGGCUCAGAAAGGAUAUGUGGAGCCUCAGUUGUCUGGUGAUGAGGUCUCAAGCACAGUUCCUUCACCACAACCAUGCUAAAGUCCCAACCAAAGCUUCUUGCCCUGGAGCCUGAAGUAGUACCGAGGGGCUUGAGCCCAGGACUAAGGAGCCCUGUGAGUUACCCUCACGUCUUCCUCUUUCCAGCCGUGCUCCCCACUGUCUCCAGAAGACAAACGCUCAGCGGCAGUGUUUCUUUUUCAUUGUUUUUUAUGACCUUUUUUUUUUUUACUGUAAAAUAAAACUGAGAUACCGAUAACCACACAAAAUGUAGAGUUUAAUGAAU
This is a messenger RNA of Zalophus californianus (California sea lion), 1171 nucleotides long. Its product is annotated as HLA class II histocompatibility antigen, DO beta chain. The record is from RefSeq and is a predicted model, not a curated record. The transcript has 6 exons. Gene Ontology annotation, molecular function: MHC class II protein complex binding. The coding region runs from base 106 to 927 and encodes 273 amino acids. Lineage: Eukaryota; Metazoa; Chordata; Mammalia; Carnivora; Otariidae. Gene Ontology annotation, biological process: immune response; peptide antigen assembly with MHC class II protein complex; positive regulation of T cell activation. Gene Ontology annotation, cellular component: MHC class II protein complex; membrane.